Molecule: messenger RNA, 1084 nt
Organism: Zingiber officinale
Lineage: Eukaryota; Viridiplantae; Streptophyta; Magnoliopsida; Zingiberales; Zingiberaceae
Product: ocs element-binding factor 1-like
Exons: 1
Coding region: 457-894 (145 amino acids)
Biological process (GO): positive regulation of DNA-templated transcription
Cellular component (GO): nucleus
Molecular function (GO): transcription cis-regulatory region binding; DNA-binding transcription factor activity
Source: RefSeq, a predicted model, not a curated record
UAUACAAAUAUUAAUACCUCGCCCAAAAGGCAAUCGCCACCUUCAUCUAUCUUUUCGAUUUCUACUGUCCGAUCUUUGCGCUCGAUCGAUCGAGCGAUUCGAGGUCGUUGCAUCUCGGAAGCCGGCCACUGUUCCAAAAUCCAUCCUUUUCGGUGGUGGGUUAGGCUUCCGCUGUCAACUUCCCAUCGCCGAAUCCUGUCCAUCAUCGAAAACUCUCCUCCAAAAUCUUCGUCUUUUUCGGUGGAUUUCCACUUUUCGCGAGACAUUGAGCUAGGCUCGUGAUCUCUGUCACCUUCUCGCUGCUUGUUGCUGGCUCGAAGAAGAAGAAGACCCUGUUUAUGGAAUCCAUGGCGUGAAGGCCGAUUCCAUUUAUUUUUAUGAACGUGUGCGCGAAUCUUUGCCGAAUCCGCUUCCUCCAAAUCCAAUCCUUCUCCGUGGUCUUCCUCUACUGGUUCUAUGUCUUCUCCUGAACAAAGAUUGGAUCUUGGGAGCCGCCUUUCGCCCGCAGUCAGUCUCGGCGGCGCCGCCGCCGCCGCAGACUGGAUGAGGAAGCAGAAGCGGAAGCUGUCGAACAGGGAAUCCGCGCGGAGGUCGAGGAUGAGGAAGCAGCAGCACCUGCAAGACGUGGCGACCCAGGCGGCGGACCUGGCGAGGCACAACGCCGAGAUGGCGGCGCAGGUAGAGGCGCUGAGCCAGCAUCACCGGCGACUGGAGGCGGAGAACGGCGAACUCCGAGCGCAGGCGGCGGAGCUGGCGGAGAGGCUGUGGUCGCUAUCCGGGGUGCUCCGCCUGGUGGCCGUGGACGCGCAGGGGAUGUGGCAGCGCCACCGGGAGGCCUUGCCCGCCGCUGCGGCUGUUCCGUUCAUGGGUGACGGCGUUGGAUCGGCUUCAUAAAGCGCCGAGCUGCGCCGAAGUGGUCGGUCGGCUGGCUUAAUUUUUUUUUUUUUUUCAAUGAAUAUUUGUGUGCCUUCCAAGUGUUCUUGGUCACCUAAAGAUGGCCAUGCCCAUAAUAAUGAAUUAACACAUGAGGUGAUUGAUACUUGUGAUAGUUUGUAAAUCAUUUGCACUGAUUGUCAUGUCUAGC